This is a messenger RNA of Mandrillus leucophaeus (drill), 1820 nucleotides long. RefSeq names its product ring finger protein 207 (gene RNF207). Gene Ontology annotation, cellular component: perinuclear region of cytoplasm. The transcript is spliced from 16 exons. NCBI's taxonomy places the organism in Eukaryota, Metazoa, Chordata, Mammalia, Primates, Cercopithecidae. Gene Ontology annotation, molecular function: Hsp70 protein binding; metal ion binding; transmembrane transporter binding. Gene Ontology annotation, biological process: regulation of heart looping; regulation of cardiac muscle contraction. Bases 132 to 1820 code for a protein of 562 amino acids. The record is from RefSeq and is a predicted model, not a curated record.
CCAGGGCCGGCAACUCCUCGGCAGAGCUACAGCGCGGGGUCUCAGAGCGCGGCUCGGAGCCGCACUAGGAGCGCUGGACCGUGGGGGAGAAGCUUGGAGGGCGGGUAGCUCCCAGUAAAGCGGCCUAGCGGAUGUCGGGAGCUAUCUUCGGGCCCCUGGAGGGCCCGAGCUCCCUGGACGCCCCGAGCGUCCACCCGCUGGUGUGCCCGCUGUGCCAUGUGCAGUACAAGCGCCCGUGUCUUCUGGACUGCUUCCACGACUUCUGCGCCGGCUGCCUGCGUGGCCGCGCGACUGAAGGCCGCCUCACCUGCCCGUUGUGCCAACACCAGACGGUGGUGAAGGGUCCUAGCGGGCUCCCACCGGUGGACCGGCUGCUGCAGUUCCUGGUGGACAGCUCGGGGGAUGGCGUGGAGGCGGUGCGCUGUGCCAACUGUGACCUGGAGUGCAGCGAGCAGGCAGGGGCGGCGGGGCGGGCGGGUGUGACUCCAGACUGCCAGGGUGUUCACCACCUUUUGGCCACUAUUGAGUGUGCCAAGAGGGCCGCCGUGAAGGCCCUGCAGACGGCCACGCGGGAGGCCAUCGCGCUGCUGCAGGCGAUGGUGGAGGAGGUGCGGCACAGCGCUGCGGAGGAGGAGAACGCUAUCCACGCCCUCUUCGGCAGCAUGCAGGAGAGGCUGGCAGAGAGGAAAGCGGUGCUGCUGCAGGCUGUGCAGAGCCAAUACGAAGAGAAGGACAAGGCCUUCAAGGAGCAGCUCUCUCACUUGGCCACCUUGCUGCCCACCCUGCAGGUCCACCUGGUCAUCUGUUCCUCCUUCCUCAGCUUGGCCACCAAGGCUGAGUUCCUGGACCUGGGCUAUGAGCUGAUGGAGAGGCUGCAGGGCAUCGUCACGCGGCCGUACUGCCUAAGGCCUGUGCAGAGCAGCAAGAUUGCCAGUGACCACCGAGCCGAGUUUGCGCGCUGCCUGGAGCCGCUGCUGCUGCUGGGGCCACGUCGGGUGACAGCUGCUGCAAGUGGUGCUAACAUGCUGGCAGGGGGCUUAGGCCCCAAGGUGCUGACGGGGCCCCACUGCCCCUCUCCAGUAGGAAAGAUGUCCGGGUCACCCGUCCAAAAGCCUACGCUGCACCGGUCCAUCAGCACCAAGGUGUUGCUGGCAGAGGGCAAGAACACGCCUUUCACAGAGCACUGCCGCCACUAUGAGGACACCUACAGGCAUCUGCAGGCGGAGAUGCAGGGCCUAAAGGAUCAGGUACAGGAGCUGCACCGAGACCUCACCAAGCACCACUCGCUCAUCAAGGCGGAGAUCAUGGGAGACGUCCUGAGCAAGUCCCUGCAACUGGACGUGCAGAUCGCCUCGGAGCACACCUCCUUAGAGGGCAUGAGGGUCGUCUUCCAGGAGAUUUGGGAGGAAUCCUAUCAGCAAGUGGCUAAUGAGCAGGAGAUUUAUGAAGCCCAGCUCCAUGACCUUCUCCAGCUGAGGCAGGAGAAUGCCUACCUGACCACCAUCACCAAGCAGAUCACGCCCUAUGUCCGCUCCAUUGCCAAGGUGAAGGAGCGGCUGGAGCCCAGGUUUCAGGCACCCGUGGAUGAGCAGUCAGAGAGUCUACAAAACACGCACGACGACAGCAGGAACAGCGCGGCCGCAGCCAGGAAUAACCCAGGAAGUGUCCCGGAAAAGAGAGAGAAGACGUCAGAGCCUAAAGGAAACAGCUGGGCUCCGAACGGCCUCUCGGAAGAGCCUCUACUCAAAAAUAAGGAUCAUCACAGAUCCAAACAGAAAAACAGGGGUGACAUCCCCACAUGGAGGGAACACCUGACUUAG